Durusdinium trenchii is the source of this 1014-nucleotide messenger RNA. Lineage: Eukaryota; Dinophyceae; Suessiales; Symbiodiniaceae. The record is from the annotation of a GenBank genome assembly.
AUGGUUGGCGUUGGCAUGGAGCUGGCAGCACUCAUUGCAGGAGUUGCUCUCGCCACUUUCCCCUACAGUGCAGAGUUCAACGGCAAGAUCAAAUACAUCCGAGACUUUUUCAUUACACUCUUCUUCGCCGCAUUAGGAAUGCAGAUCCCUGUGCCGUCUGCAAAGCCGAUCUUUACAGCUUUGCUGAUCGCCAUAUGCGUCCUCCUCUUCCGCUGGCUGGGUAUCUUCUGCUUGGUUUACAUUCUGGGUGGAUCUGCACGCCUGGGAAUUCUGGCCACGAUUAACCUCUCGCAGAUCUCGGAAUUUGCUUUGGUGAUUUGCUCCCUCGGAAUGAGCUACGGGCAUAUCGAUGACACUACCCUGGAGAUUAUUAUUUGGGUCUUCAUGAUGUUGUCAAUUCUCUCAUCCAAUUUGAUGACCUACAACCACCAGAUCUUCAGGCGAUUGGCAUGGCUAUCUCGAAAGUUGCUUCUAUUUCUGGCUUCAUUCGCUUUAUUGCCAAAUCUAAGGCACGAGGAAGAUGAGCGUGACAUUCUCUUGCUGGGUUUCCACCGAAUCGCCUCCAUGAUGGUGGCAGAGUUCGAGCAGCACAAUCCCAAACUGCUGAGGAAGUUGCAGGUGGUGGAGUUCAACCAAGCGGUGAAGGACCGAGAGAGAGUUGGAGAAAGUAUCGACACAAUGAGUCCGAAGACGACGGCGUUUUGUUUCAGCCAAGACUACGACGGCACUUGCACCACCAAUUUUGCCAUCUUGAAGGUGGCGAUGUCUGUAUGGCCCAAGGCACACAUCAUUGUCACGGCAGACAACCCUCAGCAGGCUGCUGAACUCUACGAGGCUGGUGCCCACUACGUGCUUCGCUCUGCCAAGCUAUGUGCUGAACGGCUUUAUGAGCUCUUGAACAAAUUUGCAGCCCGUCUAUCGAAGACCGCUCUGCCGCCGGCCGUCGCCCCCCGUCGCCGGACGACAAAAGAGAGGGUGAAGGCAGGCCAAAGGAGGCCCAUUUGGCCCAUUUAA